Molecule: messenger RNA, 1053 nt
Organism: Hypoxylon trugodes
Lineage: Eukaryota; Fungi; Ascomycota; Sordariomycetes; Xylariales; Hypoxylaceae
Product: actin patches distal protein
Exons: 2
Coding region: 1-1053 (350 amino acids)
Source: RefSeq, a predicted model, not a curated record
AUGGCGGCUGGUUUAUUGUCUAUCUUUGGCGGCGCAAAGCGGGUGAUCAAUGGCAGUCCUAAGUUAUCGGAUCUGUUCCCGCAGACGAAGCCGGAUAUCGACGGCGAGUCUUGUACCCACGAUUGCGAAAGCUGCACGGUUAAGUACCCGCGCCACUUCAAGAUCGAGGACUCCCAUCCGCUUUACGGCAACAUUAAACCAUGGAGUACACACGUCCUAGUCGCUACCAGUAAAUCUGAUUGGGUUAGAAGCGUUGAAGAUGAGAAAGGUAGUGUUAUGGAGGCUUUUGGUAACGCGAGUAAACCAAGCAAUGGGCGCCUCAUGCUCUCCGCAUCCAAUAUGCCCACACCUUCCAACCGCCCCGACUACUCGCAACCUACCACACUCCUUCUUCUACCCGCUUUCACCAUAAUAGAAAACGUCACGCCUCCCGCGGUCCCCUCCCUUAUCACCAAAUACAUCUCGCGCGCACCCACAACCUCCGAUCCGCUCGAGCCCGUCUCCUUACCUAAGACCAUACCUUCCUCACGGUCCACCGUCGGCGACAUGAUCGCGCGCCCAUGCCCACACCGAGCCAUCGUACUCCUCUGCUCGCAUCGCACGCGCGACGCGCGCUGUGGCCAGAGCGCACCGCUCGUCAAGAAGGAACUCGAGCGACACCUACGCCCUCUAGGCUUGGAUCGCGAUCUCGAUGACGACCGACCGGGUGGUGUUGGAAUAUACUUCAUCAACCACGUUGGUGGUCAUAAAUACUCGGCGAAUAUGCUAGUGUACCGAAGACCCGAUGCGUUCGGAAUCGAUGAUGUGCAGCGCGCGAAACUGCCGCCGGGCGAGGAACCGCAAUUGGUGAAACCGGUUGUGGAUGAGGCGGAGGGAAGUGAGGCCGCGGGUACCAGCGUCGUGGGUGCUGCGCAGUGUAUUUGGCUCGCGAGAGUUAGACCUGAGGAUUGCGAGAAUAUCGUCAAGUAUACAAUUCUUCAGGGUAAGGUGGUUAAGGGGGAUAAGCAGCUUAGAGGUGGGUUUGAUCGCGGGACUGGAUUGAUGAGUUGGUAG